This is a messenger RNA of Triticum aestivum (bread wheat), 1533 nucleotides long. RefSeq lists its product as uncharacterized. NCBI's taxonomy places the organism in Eukaryota, Viridiplantae, Streptophyta, Magnoliopsida, Poales, Poaceae. Bases 102 to 1340 code for a protein of 412 amino acids. The transcript is spliced from 2 exons. The record is from RefSeq and is a predicted model, not a curated record.
UGGCGGGGUUAAUAAAGCGGAGGGCGGCGAACGGGUGGAUAAGGUCUCGCUCCAAGGCCGACCCCUUCCCUCUGUCACCACCCAAACCCUAAGCCACCAUUAUGUCUCGCUCCAAGGCCGACCCAUCCGACGCCGGUUCCUUCGCCGGUGCCAUGUUCACCUCCGACCGCCUCAACGAGCUUUACAUCAAAGACCAUGUACCCGUCGUCCCCGACCUCGACUCGCCAUCGUACAACGCGUGGCGCACGUACUUCACGCUGCUGUUCCGCUCUUACCGUCUCAUCGAGCAUGUUGACGGGAGCGUCGACUUUCGCGACAUGAAGGACGAUGACGAGUGGCUGGCUGUGGACGCCUGCAUCGUCAAGUGGUUCUUCUUCACCAUCUCCGGCAGCCUCUUCAACAUGGUGAACUCCCGCGACCCGUCGGCGUACGCUAUGUGGACGCGGCUGUGUGACCUCUUCCUCGACAAUCAACUCCAACGCCGCGUCUUCCUUCAAGGGGAGUUCUUCACUAUGCAGCAAAACGAUCUUUCGAUCGAUGAGUACUGCACGUGGCUGAAGGUCCUCGCCGACGAGCUACGCCACGUCGGCAUGAACAUCGACGACUUCGUCCUCCUCACCAACCUCCUUCGGGGCCUCCACCCCGACCUCGGCCAGUCCGCCGCCAACCUCUCCCUCAUCACGCCGACGUACGCUAAGGCGGUCACUUACCUUCGCAUGGAGGAGAAGCGACUUCGUCACUCCACUCGGCAGGCGACCCACGCCGCGCUCCACGUCGGCCUCGCCGCCGGCACCGGCGCGCCUCCUGCCCCGACUACGCCACGUGCUCCUACUCCGACCCCGCCUCCCGCGCCCGCCCCCUCCGGUGGCCGCAAGCAGAAGGGCCGCGGGGGUCGAGCCUGCAACUCCAACGCCGUGCAGCGCCCGCCCGCGAACACCGCAGUCGCUCCUCCUCCACCGUGGUUGUCGGGGUACAAUCCCUGGACGGGUGUUGUACAUGCGUACUCCAUGCCCGUCCCUCGCCCUCCUGCUCCAGGCAUCCUCGGUCCGCGGCCGGCCUCUCAUCAGGCACUGCUGACCACGCCUGCCCACGGACCCGCGGCAUAUGGUGGUGCUACGCCCUAUGGCGGUUCGGCGGCAUAUGGUGGCCCCCCAGCUUAUGGCGCGUAUGGCGGAACCCACGGCGGUGUCUGGGAUCCCGCCCUCCUCUCCGCUCUUCAUGUCGCGCCCUCGCCGAGCAACUACAGCGGAGGUGGCGAUUGGUAUAUGGACACCGGCACUGCCGCUCACAUGGCUUCCAACCCCGGAUGCUCGCUCCCGGAGGGUUCUGCACCGAUGUGAUUCCCCCGACGAUCUCUACCCAUGCGGUCCUACGACGAGUGGCGGCCCGGUUGCUCUUCAUCCCGACGUCUCGCUUUGGCACGCUCGACUUGGUCAUCCCGGCGCCGACGCUCUUCAUAAAAUUUUGAGCACAUUUCCUUUUUCAUGUAAUAAAUACGCGACACAUACUUGUCAUGCUUGUCGCGUCGGAAAA